GAAGUAAUCUAGAUUAGUCUAUAUAACAGUAAACUGUAACAGUGUUACGAGUUCAGUAGAUCGUUUGCUCCACGUUUAAUAAGAUCGUUUUAUUCACGAAUCUUAUGUAAAAAUCAAUUUCAGUAUCUCAGGAUGCAAUCUAAAUUUCGAUUGACGAUUCUCAAAUGGACGAUAUUCGUGGUCCUGUUUACACUACUAGAAGUGAAGGGAAAACCAACGAUAGACUCGAUAGCGCUGCUAGAUCCGAAGAAAUUAAUUUGCAGUGUAGAGACGACAAAUCUGUGUCAACAAUGCGCAAAACAUACGAAGAGCGACGAUGUUUAUCCAUGGUGUUGUGCGAAUCAUGAGGGUGUACGAGAUUGGUGCGGGCACUAUUUGCACUUUGGAUUGCCAUAAACGUCCAGAGAUCGGGAGGGAAAGCGAUAAAGUGAUAUUUUUGUUAGCGACGAGAGUGGACGAAUCGAUGCUACCUUGAUCCCCACGACCGGAGCAAUUGUUCUUUUCUUAAAACAUAAAUAUUUAUCAAAACGAUUAAUUACAAACGAGAGCGAAAAAGAAGAAAGAAACGGCAAACGUCCCCAAUCUCGAUGCGAGAAUCCCGUAGCCCGUUAAGUGUAUCACUGAACUCUGCUAAUCUAAACUUUUGUUGUUCUCUCUUGAGCAAUUGUUGCCUGAGAAUGACUCCUUGUGACUAAAUAUAUAACUGCACGUUAUUUAGUAUUGUAUACUGUGACUACUGUUAAACAUAAUCUCGAUUUUUUAAUGAUAAUAAAAACGUAAUUAUUUAUUUUACAAUA
Molecule: messenger RNA, 797 nt
Organism: Venturia canescens
Lineage: Eukaryota; Metazoa; Arthropoda; Insecta; Hymenoptera; Ichneumonidae
Exons: 3
Coding region: 133-396 (87 amino acids)
Source: RefSeq, a predicted model, not a curated record